Messenger RNA from Schistocerca piceifrons (Central American locust), 1987 nucleotides. Its product is annotated as thioredoxin, mitochondrial. Lineage: Eukaryota; Metazoa; Arthropoda; Insecta; Orthoptera; Acrididae. Gene Ontology annotation, biological process: cell redox homeostasis. Gene Ontology annotation, cellular component: mitochondrion. Bases 256 to 684 code for a protein of 142 amino acids. The record is from RefSeq and is a predicted model, not a curated record. The transcript has 4 exons.
ACGCUAACCUUAGUUUGAGAAUACUUUUGCUCUGUUUCGUUCUUCAGUUUAUGUGAACGUUCAUUUAUGUGUACGAUGAAUAUUUUGUGAGACGUGUCGCCGUCAUGGUACUACUUGGUGCCUCAUCCUGCUGUAGCAUUGCUAUGCUUACUAUGGCUUAUGUGACAAGACUUCGAAUGGCGAAGCCACUUCAGCGGUGCUGAACCUGUGUGUCGUGUUUGUGUUUUCCUUCUGACCAACUGAGCAGUUUCUACCAUGUUGGCCGUACUGAGACCUACUUGGAGGCCAUUGGCACGAGCAUUUUCACGUACUCCUGCCGCUGCCAAGGCCCUUAUAGUUAAAAAUCAGGAAGAAUUCCUAAACAAAGUGAUGCACAGUGACCUGCCAGUCAUUGUAAACUUUCACGCAGAAUGGUGUGAGCCGUGCAAGAUACUCUCACCACGCCUCAAGGAACUGGUUGAACCCCUCGAGGACAUAGUGCUUGCAGUUGUUGAUGUCGAAAACAAUGUAGAUCUUGUGCACACUUUUGAGGUGAAGGCUGUACCAGCAGUAAUUGCCAUCAGAAAUGGAAUAGUGGUGGACAAAUUUAUCGGACUAGUAGACGGUGAGAUGAUAGACAAGCUGAUUGCUGAAUUAUCCCGAGGAGCCAAGCCUGAAUCUGACGGUAGUGACAGCAAGCAGUGAUCAGCUGUGAUAUGCAGUGCCGAGGGUACUUUCAAGUUUGGACGCCAUGCUUCUCGGAAUCAUAUAACAUGGCUUCUUGUAAGCAUUACUCAGAUCUGUAGUGUAUUUGACAAUGGUGGCAUAUUUAAUGCCAUAAUUGUUUGCAUACCAGAAAAUGUUCGUGUGGGCAUAUUUGUUAGCAUAUAGUUUCACUUUAUGGUGCAGUGUCUUUUUCUUGUGUGUAGAAUGUUUGACCAGUCCUAUUUCUUAAAUAAUGAAAUAAUGAUUAGUCAGUGUGUACUUCAAGAUACAGGGAACUGAUUAUAAACAAUUUACUCCUCUCUGAUAUUGUGUGUGUUUUCUAAAACUAGUAGCUGUAGCCAUAGUCACAGUAAUACCAGUAGAUACUAAUUUUGUGAGGUCCUGCUUACAAUAGAUUUACAGAGAUUUGCAUGGGUAUAAGUAACACUGACCCCAAGUAGUAAUUAUCGGAGAAACUUCUGCAUUUGUUGUUUCACAACAUAGAGCAAGCAGAUGUAUGAUGCAGCAUCUUCAGAAGAGUGCUUACAAACAGAAGGAAAAGUAUAAAUCUUUGAACUUUUGAAACUAAUGCUUCUUAUAGAGUUGUGGAGGCAAAUGGAAAAGAAGAAAAGACUGUUAUACAAUACACACAUCUCCUAUGGUCAGUAAAGGCACAAGAGAAAGACAAUAAACAUUGCUCACCUGUUUUGUUGCCUUACUUUGGGCUACAAAAAACAACCAGUUUCUCUAUCCACAGAAAGUCAUGUAUUGCAUUAUAAGUACCCAGAUUCCCUAUAGUUGUGGUAUAUCAUUAUUCUUACUUUCACUCAAAGAUUUAUAUUAGAACUUGUGUUGCGAAAACUUUAUGCACUCUAUAGGAAGGGCGAUGGCACUGGUAAUGUGUAGGACUGGUCUUGUGUGAGUGGAACAUGUUGAAAUAAGAGACUGCUUAUGCUGUGACGAGUGCCAAAGGUAUUAUGUUGUGCAUAAAGGAAGCAAACCAAAUGCGUGGAGCUACAGUGACUGCACAGGUUCAUAGAAACAUUGUACACCUCAGAAAUUUGCUCUUGUGUUUUCUGUGAGUGAGCUUCUCCAUUUCCUCACUUGAAUACUCUUUCCAGAUGUACUUAAGUGUUCUCUCCCCCCCCCUUUUCUUUUUCUCUUAUCACUCCUGUGUGAGAGAGAAGUAGCAACAUUCACACUGCUUAUAAAUUAAUCAUCUUUUGUGUCUCAUUUUCACCUUCCAAAGUGAGCUCAGAUAUCUCUUUUUGUAAUUUCUGCUUUCUCUGUGGUUUUUUUUUUU